Messenger RNA from Coccidioides posadasii C735 delta SOWgp, 1701 nucleotides. RefSeq lists its product as uncharacterized. Gene Ontology annotation, molecular function: DNA-binding transcription factor activity, RNA polymerase II-specific; DNA binding; zinc ion binding. Gene Ontology annotation, biological process: DNA-templated transcription; regulation of DNA-templated transcription. Lineage: Eukaryota; Fungi; Ascomycota; Eurotiomycetes; Onygenales; Onygenaceae. The record is from RefSeq and is a predicted model, not a curated record.
AUGCAAUGCCGUUCGCGGCAUAUGAGAUGCGAUGCCAAACAGCCAGAGUGCUCUCGGUGCCAGCUGGACAAGAGACGGUGCACAUACGUCAAAUCUAAACGCGGAGGCCGACGCCGUGCAACAAGCGCAGAUAGCCCCCAGGGUGAAUCGACCGUGUUCUCGGAACCAACAAGCGUCUCCCCAGAAUGGAAGAAAUGUAUCGACACCAUUCGCGAACCGAGCCAGGAAAUAUUAUUUUCGGAGCCCUGUUCAGUCACAUCCGAUCCCCAAGCUACUCCAUCUAUGAUAGACGACCCUGUGGCCUCGCCGUUUGACAACCUGCUCGAUCUAUACUAUUCGACCUUUCACGCCGCCCACGCCUUUGUUCUCCCAAAACGGAAUCUAUUGGAUCGACUGGAGAAAGACCCGCUGUCUUUUGAAGCGUUGGUACUAGUGAUGCGAUACGUCGGUUCACUAUUCAAUCCAUCCACGUCAUCUGCAUCCCUAGAACGAAAAGUACAGCGAGCUCUGGCGCCAAUUCGCAGCCGUGAAUACUUUUUAACCGGAUACCACGUACAAUCUCUUCUAUUAUACUCCAGCGCCGCAUACUGGUGUAACAAAACCGAGACGGGCCUCCGGUUGCUGGAUGAAACCAUUCAACUUGCCAUUGAGCUGGGCAUGGAACUUGAGAGCUACGCGAUCCAACACGGGGAAGGAGAUCCAGUUCUCGAAGAAAGUUGGAGGAGGACCUGGUGGCAAAUAUACGUUACGGAAGCCCACAAUACCGGGACAACCCGUUCGUUUCCGACCAAAACUGGUGGCUUGCAUAUAACGACUGCGCUACCAUGUGAGGAUCACAACUAUCAAUCGGGGACCAUCCCGCCGCCGAGAACGCUCUAUGAAUAUGACAUGCGGGAGUUCUUGAUGGCAGAGGGUGAUGCUGAGUUUUCGUCUAUUGCAGAGUUAAUUGGUUUGACUCGAACUCUUAAUAUGGUCCUCUCCGGUCGAAAAACGGGAAACCUGAGCGUAACGCGGACCAUAUGUGCGGAAGUGGAUAUUGCCAUUUCGGCAUGGUGCGCGCUCCUCCCAGCUUCGAAAAAGAACGUAAAGAGGAGCGACGGUACUGUGGACGAGCAGCUUUUCAAUGCCAACAUAUUGAUCCAUACAUGUAUUGUUGAUCUCCAUCGUGAGCUGUCAGAUCUAGCCUAUAGCCCCAUAGAAUCGGUGUCCAGAUGUGCUCCGCCAUCUCCAGCAAAACGAUUACACGUUUUCCCGUCCAACGAGACGCACAGGCAUACAUUAACAGUCCUCAGUUCCAUCGAAAAGGUGGGUAGGCUACUGAACGUGGUCACGGCUUUUGACACCUGUACCCCCUUUCUUAUCAGUAUGAUCGCAAACACAACUGUUGCGCACUUAUCCGCGUGCAAACAUCUAUUUCGGGACCGCAGAUUGCAAAUGGAACGGGAAAAGAUACGAUUGAGCAUGGCUGCCCUUAAAUCAUUGAGCGAAUUCUGGCCACUUGGUAGACGCACCUACACUGAGGUUGGGAUAAUCGCUCGAGAGAUACUUUCUCUUGCAGAUCGGGAGAUUAGCCCAUGGGUCGCCAGCAUGGGCCUACCGCCCGUGAUGUGUCGAAAUAUAGGGGCUGAUUUAGGCGGUGCAUUAGAUACCUGCAAUCUGUGUGAUGAUUCCGCAUCAUGCGAGUUCCUGAUGAAUGUUUAA